Molecule: messenger RNA, 780 nt
Organism: Penicillium mononematosum
Lineage: Eukaryota; Fungi; Ascomycota; Eurotiomycetes; Eurotiales; Aspergillaceae
Exons: 2
Coding region: 1-780 (259 amino acids)
Source: RefSeq, a predicted model, not a curated record
AUGGCCACCAAACCCGACCAAUCCACCUGUCGCUUUUCCAAGCGAAUCUCAUUCCGAUGGCUCACAACGCCCGCUGAGGAAACAACCGACACAAUUGUGAUGUCCGUGAAGGACUGGUACGUUGAUCUGCGGAUAGAAACGACAACUGGCAAAAUCGACUGGGCGAUUGCUGGACAAAGGAUUGUCGAGAGUCAGGAGCCUCUGAAAGUGACAUUCUCCCAUGAACUUGACUCUCACAAUGCCUUUGAGACCAUUGAUUGUGGCACUUUCGUUCCCCUGCCAAACGGGGAUGCACUUGAGAUGGGGUCUAUGCCUCGUCAUGAUCUCCCCGGUGCACCUGACAAGGAGUAUGAGGAGGUAUGGCGGGAGUUGCCAUUCAGAGAAGGUCCCGAGGGGCCGAAAAAGGGUCUUUCGUGGGUGCUGGAGUCGGAUGAUGGAGAUGUCAGCAAUGAAGAAGGCUCGGUAACGGUUACGAAGACUUUUAUCGGUCGCAUCUGGGGAACGUAUUUGGCGCUGCGCCAGAUGCAGAUUCAUACGCGACAGAAGACUCCAUCUGGUGAUCUGGUUGUUAAGAAGUUCGGCGCUGAUGUUAGUGCCAGAAGGGAAGAGUGGGAAUCGGGGUGGAAGGAGAAGUAUUUGGUUGGCGAAGAUGCAGGUGCUUUGCCUUCGAUGGUGGCCGGGUUUGAUGGGGAGGGUGUGGGAUCUUGGAGAGUACCCGGGGAGAAGGUACAAGUUCAAGGAAAGACGUAUAUCGUUCGAGCUUUUGAGGAGAUUGCGUAG